This is a messenger RNA of Macrosteles quadrilineatus (aster leafhopper), 1071 nucleotides long. RefSeq lists its product as uncharacterized. Lineage: Eukaryota; Metazoa; Arthropoda; Insecta; Hemiptera; Cicadellidae. The transcript has 6 exons. Bases 56 to 775 code for a protein of 239 amino acids. The record is from RefSeq and is a predicted model, not a curated record.
UUGACAGGUGGUGGAAGACAGACAACUGUUGCCAGUUUCAUGAGGAAUUUUUAACAUGAAUGCGGCAUGGUUGGUUUUUGUAAUACAGGUUUUGGCCUCGAUCUCUGAAACUUUGUGCUGGUGGUGGACAAGAGAGUCUCCAGUGAUACAGCACUCCAAAAUCAAUGGAGAAAAGUUAUUACAAAUAGCACAAGAAGAUUGGAACACCAAGAUCACUUGGGUCAAUGAUUCGAAAAGUGGAAAAGGCCGUGUUUUCAUGAGAUGUUUUGAAAAAAAUAAAAAAAACCAAGAUAAAGUUAAUAGUGGUUCAUUUAUUUUGUUAUUGUUUGUUAAACACGGACUUCAAUGGAAACCUUUGUCUGUGUUUGAUGUGGAUUCAUGCAAGGGGCACAUAACAAGAUAUGUUACAUGUAUCUCUUUAGAGGAAGAAUCAACAAGACUCAUUCAAGUAGAAUAUAAAGAAGAGGAGAAAAAAGAAUGUUUACUGUUCGAAUUACCGGAAAAUGGCUUCCAAAACAUUAAAGUAACCGUAGAAGACACUGAUGAGAAGUGUUUAGCUCAGAAAUUUAAGUGGUUUUCUGUUAAGGAAAAAUUUGUCAAUCAUCUAAUGUACCACCGUGAAUGCGAGGGAGUCUGUCUUGAUUGCCCCAAAAGUGCCUUGACAAAAUUUGAGGAAAAUCAUCCUACACUUAAUUUGUGUAUAUUGGGUCCGCUUACUUGUUGCUAUUGCUGCGCUCCGUGUCGGCAAACUGUGAAUGAUUGCUGCGGCUGCUGAUGCAUACCAAAAUGAGAAACUCGUUGGAAGUCAAAGUAGGAAUGUCCAUGAACGUAAAAUUUAGUUAAUUAUUUUAGCUGCUGGGUGUAAAUAUUAAAAUUAAUAAAACUAAAAGUAUCAGAAAUGUUAACCUAUUAUUUUGACAUUCAUUUAGGAAGAAUACAUUUGUCAUCAUGAUUGAUUUGUAGCAAACGGAUUGAUGUUUGAAUUAACAAUUGUAACUUACGUCAAUCAAUCCAGUUGUGUAUUGGAGGGACGUACGUUUCGACCUUUAGGCCAUCUUCAGCCCCGCUGUU